This is a messenger RNA of Syzygium oleosum, 2649 nucleotides long. Its product is annotated as 5'-3' exoribonuclease 4-like. Gene Ontology annotation, molecular function: RNA binding; 5'-3' RNA exonuclease activity. The record is from RefSeq and is a predicted model, not a curated record. The coding region runs from base 1941 to 2555 and encodes 204 amino acids. Gene Ontology annotation, cellular component: nucleus. Lineage: Eukaryota; Viridiplantae; Streptophyta; Magnoliopsida; Myrtales; Myrtaceae. The transcript has 7 exons. Gene Ontology annotation, biological process: nuclear-transcribed mRNA catabolic process.
AGACGACCUCCUUCGGCCACUGCUCCACCCUCCCUUCGUCGCCCGCUUCCGGUGCCGGCAGAGCCGAAAUCGCUCCGACUUCCUUCGCCCGGGACGACCUCCUCCGGUCGCUGCUCCACCUCCCCCAUUCCUCGCUUGCUUCCGGUGCCGGCGGAGCCGAAAUUGCUCCGGUUUCCUUCGCCUGGGAAGACCUCCUCCGGCCGCUGCUCCUUUCGGAGUUCGUCCUCGUUUCUUGCCUCUUCUUUCCCCUUGGUCUGGACCGCGAUUCUGGGGCGAAUUUCGAGCCAGCAUCAGCUCAGGUUAGUUGGCUUGUACCUGCUGUCUGCGCAUUUUCCCGCGUUGCGUUGGUCGUGAUGGUUGGGAUAUGUGACCCGUCCGCAAUUGGCUUCGACCUCGGUGAUCAUCGGUCGGCCUUGAUCUUCGUUUCUUGCUGUUUGAGCUCGAUGCGGCGGUCGUGUCAUCGAAUUGGGGCUACUUUAGCUGGAAAUGAGCAAGUCUGGAACAUGUGCCACUUUCUUAUUAUCUUCAUCCUUCUCUUCUAGCUUAAGCUGCUCGGUUAAUUCUUUUAUAUUCACAGAACUCCAGCAAUUUCAGCUUGGUGAGGUGCUUGAUUCCUGAUGGCAUAGUCUUCAACUAUUUGCAUCGCUGGAUGAUCAAUUUCUCCAGCUUAGACAUCGCUUCCUCCUCUAUCUGUACAAAUGUCAGCUUCUCAAAAUGAUCAAGACCUAAUAUCUCGAGCUUUUGAAACCCUUUAGCCUUGAAGCAUAGUGUUUGCCAAUCAUAAAGCUUUUGAACAGAUUGUUGGUUCUGUCAUCAUCCGCAUCUAUGUAGUAAAGCUUUUGUAUAGAUUGAAGAGCUCCGAUUUGUGCUGGGGUGCUGAAGCCAUAUUUGUAGUGCGUAUAGGAUAGUGACGAGUUCUGUUGUCCAAUUUGAACCUCAUUGUGAAUUGAGCACCGACGAAUUCUAUCUGGCCACACUGAGUUUUGUUAGUCAACUAUGGCUGCAAAGUUCUGAAAAAUGAGCAAGUCUCUAAACUGGAAGUUGCCCUAGUUUCCCUGUUGUGUAGUUAAGAAGGUACAAGGUUGCCUCGAGUUUGGAUGUUGUGGCUAGUGCUUCAUUAAUGAAUUCAAUAAUGUGAUUUAUCUGUUGCCAAUUGUUUGAGAAGCGAUUCCUUGGCAAAUUUCACUGGUCAUUUGAGAGCUAUGGUGAACGGCCCUUGCAAUUGUGUUCAAAUAAUUUGUUGCAUAUCUUCUCAUCAUGUUGCAAUGUCCUACUGAAGAAGUAUUACUCAUAUCACAUCCAGUAAAAAUGCAAGUUGUUGAUUAGUUUUUUUUUUUUAAUAUAUGAAUUAUUGUAAGUUGCAUACAUGCUCGUUCAGGUACUAUCCAUUCCAUUAUGCUCCCUUUGCUUCUGAUCUCAAGGAUUUAGCUGUUCUGGAGAUCACAUUCUUCUUUGGAGAGCCUUUUAAACCAUUUGAUCAGCUCAUGGGAACCUUACCAUCUGCAAGCGCAAGUGCUCUGCCAGAACAGUACAGGAGAUUGAUGACGGAUCCUUCCUCACCAAUCCUUGACUUUUAUCCUUCAGAUUUCGAGAUUGACAUGAAUGGAAAGAAAUCCGCAUGGCAGGUAUGGGUCUAACUUGUCCUGACAUUGUUCUUGCUGUGGCUAUCUUGUGUGAAUAAUGGAAAGUAUAUCUUUCUUGAAUAAGGGUGUUGCCAAAUUGCCGUUCAUCGACGAGAAGAAAUUGCUCACUGAAACGAGGAAACUGGAAGUCUCUUUAACAAAGGAGGAGCAACUUCGAAUUGGUGUGAUGUUCGAUUUGCUCUAUGUUCAUCCGGUUCAUCCUUUGUCACUACAAGUUCAUAUGUACUACCAAUUAAGCUAUCAAUUAGGGCCAUAUGAAAGAUAUCCUGUACCAAUUGACACAAAUGUUAGGACAGUAUGCCUUUUUCUUGCAUAGAAUUUUGUGUGAGAAUUUUGACGAGGCUGCCAUUAGGUAACUUUAUAUUCUGCUGCAUUCAUUUUUUGCGAAUCUUUUACAGCGGUGGAAUGAACGGAUUCCUCUGGCUAAGUGAGAGGAAUGUACUGACCAAUGUAAUUCCUUCGCCUAUCCAUGGAUUGGAGGAUAUUGUCAACAAUCAAGUAUAUAAUGUUACUUAUCUCAAUCCUGCAAAGCACAAGCACAUCCCCAGACCACCUGCUGGUGUUGUCAUUCCUCCAAAGGUUUUAGGACCUUUGGAUACCAAGCCAUUCCCUGUGUUAUGGCAUGAAGAUAACAGUGGUAGGCGCCAGAAUGGAAGAGAAAGGCCAUCAGUACCUGGAGCAAUGGUCGGUCCAAUGCUGGGAGAAGCAGCUCAUCGUCUUGUUAAGAGUACACUAAAUAUCAAGUUGAACAACAAUCAAUCCUCUGGCAUCUUGGAACCACCACGCAAUCGAAACUUUCUAGGAUAUUAUGCAGUUAAUAGACCAAGACCAGCUGCUCCCUCUGGGUACGAAAGGGGCUUCAGUGAAGAUACCCACCAGUACCAUGGGAAUCACAACUACACUAUUAUUUGAAGUCAGUUUAGAUUAGGGGAGGGAUUGUUUAUAUUGAAACUCCAUUAUUGUAGAUUCUCUUUGGAGCUGCAAUGUUAAAUAUAUAUUUUAGCAA